AUGGAGAAAGGACAAUUUUACUUAAAAGAACAAUUGGAGAAUGACGAAUUCAACAGGAGCAUACAAGAUCAGUACAAGCGAAGGUUUGGGGUAGUUACUAAAAAUGAUGAACAUAUGGAGGAGGCCUCGGUGGACUCUUCAUCAAAAAGAGAUACCCUCAGCCAACCGAAGAAACCACCUUUCCAACAUUACGUUUCUCCAUUUAUCGAGUUAGGAAAAAGAUUCUACUUAACAUUGACGAUAUUUUACGAACCCAAGUUAAUCCACAUGUCCAUUUUGUUAACCACCCUGUGGGCUUUUAAAAGCAUCAAGUGCAUUAAUCAGUUACUUGUCCAUAAGUAUGGGGACCUACACUAUCAAAUAACUCGCCCUGAUUCACUGAGGAGUAGGUACAAAGCGUUCAAAGUGUUAGCGCUAGGUGGGUCUGUUCUCCCCGGAUGUUUUAUCGGUUUUACUCUUUACGAUUUUUAUUGGGGAGGAACCAAAUCGGUGCUCAUUCCUAACAACGAGGGUGGCUCCGCGGCGAGGAGUGGCUCUCCCCUCAUCCCGUACACCCUGCGGAGAGACAUAUCAAGAAAGAUGCGCCUGCUGAAAGAGAAAACCCUCUUCUUCGCGAAGGACCUGGCCGAGAAUAACAACUUGAAAAGGCUAUCAACCGAGUACCACAAGGGUCUCGACCGUCGUCUUCAUGGCCUCAGCGGAAAGAAGGGCCCAAUGGAAUAG
Plasmodium knowlesi strain H is the source of this 723-nucleotide messenger RNA. Its product is annotated as conserved protein, unknown function. Lineage: Eukaryota; Apicomplexa; Aconoidasida; Haemosporida; Plasmodiidae. The record is from RefSeq and is a predicted model, not a curated record. The transcript has 2 exons. The coding region runs from base 1 to 723 and encodes 240 amino acids.